Neogale vison (American mink) is the source of this 3649-nucleotide messenger RNA. RefSeq names its product zinc finger protein 615 (gene ZNF615). Gene Ontology annotation, biological process: negative regulation of transcription by RNA polymerase II. Gene Ontology annotation, molecular function: DNA-binding transcription repressor activity, RNA polymerase II-specific. NCBI's taxonomy places the organism in Eukaryota, Metazoa, Chordata, Mammalia, Carnivora, Mustelidae. The record is from RefSeq and is a predicted model, not a curated record. The coding region runs from base 371 to 2563 and encodes 730 amino acids. The transcript has 5 exons.
CCGCCCCCGUGGGGGCACGGCCCGGGCGCGGCCAUGUUGCCGAAGCGGAAAAGCCGGGAUCCAGUUGCCUUUUCUCUACAAAUGCCUCAGACCCCUGUUGGCCACCGUCCCGCAGUUCCGAGCCACGCGGGCGAAGUUCGGCGAAGUAAGUUCAGGCGCCGGCCGGUCGUGGUGGUGUGUGGCGAAAAUCAGGUGCUGGCUCUCCAGGAACUAGACAAAUCAAGGGAAGAGGGAGGAGAAGACUCCAAGACUUAGAUCAAUGGGGAAACCAUUGACUGGAGACUGAGAUUUUUGAACAGAAAUUUAGAGCUGAUCCGGAAGAGCUAAAGACAGAGCAUCCAAGUUAGCAGCCAUUUCCCCAAAUCAAAAGAUGAUGAUCCAGGCCCAGGAAUUCCUGACUUUUGAUGAUGUGGCUGUGGACUUCACCUGGGAGGAGUGGCAGCUCCUGGCCCCUGCUCAGAAGGACCUGUACCGGGACAUGAUGUUGGAAAAUUAUAGGAACCUGGUGUCAGUGGGGUAUCAAGCCAGCAAACCAGAUGCACUCUCCAAGUUGGAGCGAGGAGAAUUUUGGAUGAGAGAAGAUGAAAUGCACAGUCAGAUCUGCCCAGAAAUCAGGAACGUUGAUGAUUCUCUGCAAUGUCACUUGGAAAAUCGAAGCAAUCAGAAGAGUGUGGAACGAUGGUGUGAACAUAAUACAUUUGCAAAUAUUCUUAAUCAGAGAGAAAGUCAUUUCCUGUUAAAGCAAAAUUAUGAUAUAUUUGACUUAUGUGAAAAGCCUUCAAAAUCAAAUUUAAGUUUUGAAAGCAGGGGUAUAAACUAUAACUCAAAGAACUCUGAGUUUAAUGAAGAUGCGAAAUCCCUUCUUUAUACUAACCAAGAACAAUUUUAUAGUGUAAUAAAAUUUCCUGUAAGUGUAAAACCCAUCAACAAUAAUUCCCAGGUCAUUAAACAGCAGAGAAUUCAUAACAUGCAGAAAGCCCAUGUAUGUGGUGACUGUGGGAAAGCCUUUGUCAAGGUGUCUCAGCUCAUUGAUCAUCAGAGAGUUCAUACUCGAGAGAAACCUCAUGGAUGCAGUCUGUGUGGGAAGGCAUUCUCUAGAAAAUCCAGGCUAACUGAACAUCAGAGAACUCAUACAGGACUGAAACACAAAUGUACUGAAUGUGACAAAACGUUCUUCAAGAAAUCACAGUUCAAUUUACACCUGAAAACUCAUACGGGACAGAAGCCUUAUACAUGUAACGAAUGUGGGAAAGUGUUCAUCAAGAAGUGUCAGCUUAUUUAUCAUCAGCGAACUCAUACAGGAGAGAAGCCCCAUGCAUGCAGUCUAUGUGAGAAAGCCUUCUCUACAAAGUUCAGUCUCACUACACAUCAGAAAACUCAUACAGGAGAGAAACCUUAUAUAUGCUGUGAUUGUGGAAAAGGCUUCAUUGAGAAGAGGCGUCUUGUUGCACAUCAGCGAACUCAUACUGGUGAGAAACCUUUUAUAUGCAAUGAAUGUGGGAAAGGUUUCACCUUGAAGAACAGUCUUAUCACACAUCAGCAAACUCAUACAGAACAGAAAUUGUAUAUGUGCAGUGAAUGUGGAAAAGGCUUUUCAGUGAAGCACUGUCUCAUAGUACAUCAGCGAUCUCAUACAGGAGAGAAACCCUACACAUGCAGUGAGUAUGGAAAAGGCUUCACCUUGAAGAGUCCUCUCAUCAGACAUCAGCGAACGCAUACAGGAGAAAAGCCCUAUGUGUGCAGCGUAUGUGGAAAAGGGUUUACCAUGAAGAGUGAUCUCAUUGUACACCAGCGAACUCAUACUGCAGAGAAGCCAUAUAUAUGCAACGAUUGUGGGAAAGGCUUCACCGUGAAGAACCGUCUGAUUGUACAUCAACGCACUCACACAGGAGAGAAACCUUAUAUAUGCAGUGAAUGUGGGAAAGGCUUUCCAGCAAAGAUACGGCUGAUUGGACAUCAACGAACUCAUACAGGAGAGAAGCCCUAUAUAUGCAAUGAAUGUGGAAAAGGCUUCACAGAGAAGAGUCAUCUCAAUGUACAUAGGCGCACUCAUACAGGAGAGAAACCCUAUAUAUGUAAUGAAUGUGGCAAAGGCUUAACUGGGAAAAGCAUGCUCAUUGCCCAUUUGCGAACUCAUACUGGGGAGAAACCGUAUAUAUGCAAUGAAUGUGGAAAGGGCUUCACCAUGAAGAGUACUCUGGGUAUACAUCAGCAAACGCACACUGGGGAGAAACCAUACAAAUGCAAUGAAUGUGAUAAAGCUUUCAGGAAGAAAACCUGCCUCGUACAACAUCAGAGAUUUCACACAGGAAAAACUUCCUUUGCGUGUCCUGAAUGUGGAAAAUAUUCUUUGCGUAAAAAUGACCUCAUUACCCAUCAGAGAAUUCACACAGGAGAGAAACCGUAUGAAUGUAGCGAGUGUGGGAAAGCCUUCACUACAAAGUCGGGGCUCAAUGUUCAUCAAAGGAAACAUACAGGAGAGAGGCCCUAUGGAUGCAGUGAUUGUGGGAAAGCUUUUGCCCACUUGUCAAUCCUCGUUAAACAUAAGAGAAUUCAUAGAUAGUCACUUUGGGAUAACCUGUUGCCAGUUGUAGGCCCUCAAGAUAAUAGUAUGUAAUGAAAAUAACAGUGCAAAGAAUGGUAUCAUCUUGAGUAAUCAAUUGUGUCAUAUUUUAUGUUGAGGAAAAAAUUUACAAAACAACUCACAAUCGUCCUUGAUGAAAAUGUUUUAGGACAUUAUACAUCUAAAAAGUGUAGAUUGAAAUAGAGUCUAUGAAUGUGAAAGACGAGGAAAGCCUUCAGUGGGAAGUAGACCCUAUCAUGUGAUCAUCAGAGAUCAUGGGUAUUUCCAGUUGGCAGAAAUGUAACUGUGGGGAAACCUUUGCCCAGAAGUAAGACCUCAAUAGAUGUCAGUUCACACUAGACAAGCACUUCCUAUGGCAAUUAAUAUAGUAGGGCUUGAAGUAAUAUAUUUGCCAGGAAAUCCAUACAGAAAUAACUUAGGAACACAUUGGAUGUGGUGGACUUCCGCAAAAUAUCAGACAACUUAGAGGAAAGAAGCCUUGAAGCUUUGGGGAAAUGAUGAAUGAGAGCAUUCUGUCACAUCUAAACAUAACGGAUAGCACACCGCACAAGCAUCCAGAACAGGAUACUUAAGCUAUAUUUGAUUGCCUUGUCAUUGAUUUUAUAAAUUUUAAAUCGUGGCCGUUACUCUCACCAUGAAUCAAAUUUUAAUAUGUACAGUGCAGGAGUGUUCUAUGCCUGUGUCAUUAUAUAAUUAACUUUAGAAUUUCUUUAGUUUCAAGUUUGUUAUUAUAGAAUACUUGAAGUAUUUCAAAAUGAAGCUAUAUGUUAAUUUCAUAGUAUAACGAUAUAUUUGGAUGUGUUUAACCAAGUUAUAAGUACCAUCAGUUUUGAAUUUGAAAUAAGUUUAGAAUCACAAACACUGGAAUAUUUCAGAAAUUUCCUAAAUGUCCUUCAGCCAGCUAUUUCCAAAGGUAACAUUUUACAUAACCAGAGUUAAUUAUCAAAUAGAGGAAAGUGAAAUUAUAAUGCUUUUAAACACAGGAUUUACUUGGGUCUCACCAGUUUUUUUUUUUUUUUAAGAUUUUGUUUAUUUAUUUGAGAGAGACAACAUGAACAGGAGGGA